Acanthosepion pharaonis is the source of this 843-nucleotide messenger RNA. Lineage: Eukaryota; Metazoa; Mollusca; Cephalopoda; Sepiida; Sepiidae. The record is from the annotation of a GenBank genome assembly.
AUGCACGAUCACUGUCUCCCAAUCCACCUCACUGUUUCUCCUUCCAUAUUAAUGUCUCUCCCUCCAUCCCACUGUCUCUCAAUUCCCCUCACUGUCAAACUCCACCUAAACUCUCUCUCUCAAAAAAACUGUCUCUCACUAAAAAUCCAAACUGUAUCACCUCCCCUCCUUCCACCUCACUGUCUCUUACUCUCUCGCUGUCUCUCACUCCCUAUCACUAUCUCUCACUGUCUCUCACUCCUCCUUCCAGUUUUCCCCUCCCUCACUGACUCUCACGCUUUUUUAUUAUCUCUCUAUGUCGCUCAUUAUCACUGUCUCCCACUCCACCUCACCGUUUCUCACUCCACCUCUGUAAGUGGUCUCUCAAUUCCUAUUACUGUCUCUCUCUCCCUCUCUUUCACUGUGUCACUCCACCUCGCUGCCUCUUACUCUCCCUCAUUUUCUUCUACUCCCUAUCACUAUCUCUCACCCCCUUUCACUAUCUAUCACUGUCUCUCACUCCCCUUACAGUUUCUCUCUCUCCCUCCCUGUCUCUCACUCUCCACUGUUUCUCGCUGUCUCUCACUCACUAUCACUGUCUCUCACUUCAUCUCACUGUCUUUCAAUUCCCUUCACUGUCUCUCAUUCUCCCUCACUGUCUGUCUCUCCACCUCACUGUCUCAUACUCUCCCUCGUUUUCUCUCACUCCCUAUCACUAUCUCCCACUGUCUCUCACACCCUCCUUACAGUUUUUCCCUCUCUCUCAUUGACUCUCACUCUUUAUCACUGUCUUUCACUCCACCUCACUGUCUCUCACUCUCCUACUCAGUCUCAUUUCGCUCUUCUUUACUGCUGCAUCAAUAA